Rhodotorula toruloides NP11 is the source of this 996-nucleotide messenger RNA. Its product is annotated as oxidoreductase,Oxoglutarate/iron-dependent oxygenase family. The record is from RefSeq and is a predicted model, not a curated record. Gene Ontology annotation, molecular function: dioxygenase activity. Lineage: Eukaryota; Fungi; Basidiomycota; Microbotryomycetes; Sporidiobolales; Sporidiobolaceae. The transcript has 7 exons. The coding region runs from base 1 to 996 and encodes 331 amino acids.
AUGGCUGUCUCCGGUAUCGUCCCCAUCAUCGACUUUGCUCCGUUCUUGACGGGUUCGCAGGCGGAGAAGAAAGAGGUUGCGGAGGAACUGUUCAAGGCCUGCACGGACGUCGGCUUCCUCAUGCUGCGAAACAUCGACUCGCUCAUCCCUCCCUCUCAAGUCUCCUCCGCCUUUGCCCAAACGAAACAGUUCUUCGACCUCCCGAUGGAGGUGAAGGAGAAGUUGGCGUGGGAGUGUCCCGAGUCGAACAGGGGAUAUGUCGCGGAGGGGAGGGAGAGGGUCACGCAGGAGAGUUCGAAGGAGGCGAUUGAGAAGUUGAGGGCGCAGGCGCCGGACUACAAAGAGACGAUGGAGAUUGGCAAGGACUACAAGGAUGGGCCCUACGACUCGCCCUUCGAGAACCGCUGGCCCGAAACCGAUUUGCCCGACUUCAAGCCGUUCAUGAACCAGUUCUUUGAAGACUGCCACAGGCUGCAUGUCGAGAUCAUGCGGGCGUUGGCGUUGGCGAUGGGAUUGGGAGAGGGGUUCUUCGAUGACAAGGUCAAUCAGAAGGCGCACAACCUGCGACUGCUCAACUACCCGUCCAUCGAGAAGGCGAAGAUCGAAGGAGGCGGGAACCGCGCAGGCUCGCACUCGGACUACGGCACCGUCACCCUCCUCUUCCAGGACUCGGUUGGCGGACUCGAGGUACAGGACAAGCAGGGCAACUUUGUCCCCGCUCGUCCCGUAGAUGACACCGUCGUCGUAAACGUCGGCGACCUCCUCAUGCGCUGGUCGAACGACGUCCUCAAAUCCACCAUCCACCGCGUCGUCCUCCCCGCCGACGGCGACCCUUCCGAGCCCAUGACCGCACGGCGAAACAGCAUCGCCUUCUUCUCGAACCCAAACUUGCACGAGAUGAUUCGCUGCUUGCCUGGGACGGGGGAGCCGAAGUAUCCGGAGGUCGAGACGGAGGCGUACCUCGUCAAGCGGUUGGGCGAGACGUAUACGAAAUAG